Messenger RNA from Fusarium subglutinans, 864 nucleotides. RefSeq lists its product as uncharacterized. The transcript has 3 exons. NCBI's taxonomy places the organism in Eukaryota, Fungi, Ascomycota, Sordariomycetes, Hypocreales, Nectriaceae. Bases 1 to 864 code for a protein of 287 amino acids. The record is from RefSeq and is a predicted model, not a curated record.
AUGGAAAUCCAAGCUUCACUUUACUGGUCUCCUGGGUUCCCUGAUCGCUUCAAGUCUAAGCGCGGCUACAACGUCAUCAAGUAUCUUCCACUGCUGUUCCAUAAGUCGACUUCCUUUACAGCCGCCCAGGCUCCAUACAACACUGCAUUCUACCUCGAUGGAACUCCGGAUGAUGGACAGAGCAAGUACCUCCAGGACUACCGGCUGACCUUGAACAACGGUUACCAGGAGUAUCUGCAGACCUUUGAAGACUGGGCUGAAUCUCUGGGCCUUUCCCACUCGUGUCAAGUUGGGUAUAACAUUCCCUUGGACAUUCUCGCCGACGUACCGCUUGUCUCCACUCCCGAACUCGAGUCUCUGGCAUUCAAAACACCAGAUCAAAUGUCACAAUUCGUCGGCCCUGCCCACCUCGGACGUCGCAACGUCAUCUCCACAGAGAUCGGCGCUGUCUUACAAGGAGCAUACAGUCUGACCAUCCCCUCGCUCGUCAACCUCUUCCACGACGCAUUCGCAGGAGGCUUCAAUGCUAUGAUGAUCCAUGGGAUGACUUACACUGGUGAGCAACUUAGAUCUACAUGGCCUGGAUUCACUCCGUUUCAGUAUAUCUACACUGAGCUAUGGAGCCCAAAGCAGCCGGCGUGGAAGUAUAUGGGUAAGAUGAUGGACUAUACUGCCAGAAACCAGUUUAUAUUGCAGCAAGGAGUGGCUAAGAAAGACCUGGCCUUUUACCUGUACAAAGAUCCUCUUGGCAUAUCUAAUGCAAGACUCUCCGCAAGGCUAAGCUACAGGGAAUGCAAACACGACACUGAAGAAGAGCACGAAGAUGGUUGCCAGCACAUUGAUAACGUAUCCAUAUCUACCUAA